GAGAGAGAGAGAGAGAGAGAGAGAGAGAGAGAGAGAAAAGAGAAAGAAGUGGAGAGAGACAUGGGGGAGGUGAUCGCGAUCCACAGCCUUGAGGAGUGGGCUACCGUCAGCAGAAACAAGUUGGUGGUGGUUUACUUCAGUGCAACAUGGUCCGAGCCAUGCCGCCUCAUUUCUCCAGUCUUCCAUGACCUUGCCAAGAAGCUUACAAAUGUUAUUUUCCUAGAGGUCGAUGUUGACGAAAUCAAGUUACUUGCUCUCAAGUUCAAUGUUUCGAUCAUGCCGACGUUCGUGUUUGUUAAGGAACGAGUGCUCGUGGACCAGGUUUCCAGAGCUUCGAAGGAUGAGCUGGAAAACAAGAUUGAGAAACACAUGAUUGCGUAGUGGGAUAGUGUUCGCCUGAAUAAAAUUGUCCUUCAACCCUAAACUAGAUGGAUCUGCACGUUUUGCUGCGCCGAGAAUUGCUACGAUAAUUGUAUAAGGGAUUGCUGUGAUGAUCUAUUUAUUACAUACCAAAGUGUUGGAGCUUCAUCGGUCUACCAAAGUUAUUUCCUGAA
Molecule: messenger RNA, 554 nt
Organism: Triticum urartu
Lineage: Eukaryota; Viridiplantae; Streptophyta; Magnoliopsida; Poales; Poaceae
Source: RefSeq, a predicted model, not a curated record